Molecule: messenger RNA, 5168 nt
Organism: Photinus pyralis (common eastern firefly)
Lineage: Eukaryota; Metazoa; Arthropoda; Insecta; Coleoptera; Lampyridae
Product: protein Shroom
Exons: 8
Coding region: 426-4583 (1385 amino acids)
Biological process (GO): actin filament organization
Cellular component (GO): adherens junction; cortical actin cytoskeleton; apical plasma membrane
Molecular function (GO): actin filament binding
Source: RefSeq, a predicted model, not a curated record
GUGACAAAGCACGUUGGGCCGGUAAUUGGUGGGGAGGAGUGAGAAAGAUCAUUUCGGCGAACUUGUUAAGACUGAAAUAGAAAAUCUAAGAGGUUGAGGAGACGGUCAGCUUUCAGCUUCACUACCGAAGUGCUCGGCUUGUUUCGAUCGGUCUUGCGUUGAGGCAGUUACAUUCUAACUUAAGUUGGUUCUGUCCGUACUUACAAAGACGUGUGCGUGUUACAAAUUCUUGCAGUUUUCUUGGAUAAAUGUGCCUUUGAAGUUCUGUUUGUGUCACAGUGUGAUUUUAGUGUGCGAAAAAUGUUUGUUUAAUUUGGUUCUACAAAGAUUUUUGAACUGGUGCGAAUAAGAAACCGGUCUGCAGAGGCCACACUAAUGGCGUCGAAGUUUACACGAAGCCGUCUCUUCCGGCAUCGACCCACACAAUGAUGCCUUCACGUUCAACGCCAAAUCUACAAUCGAACUCCAAAAAUCACGCACCCUCGAUCUACUCCUACCUUCAGAACCAGUCCGGACUAAGCUUCGCACCCGUCGUCACAGCACCCCCAGCUCGAGAUGACGAAUCUCCACCACCAGCACCACCUGUACGCGACUCAUCAAGCCUUAAGUCGAUCAAGUACGGUCCUGGACACGAAAAAUUUCCCUCGUGGCCCGUACCUGCAGCCGCCGAAACGCCACAGGUACUUAAAGGACCGCCGAGCGGGGGCUCGCACCGUUCCAAAUCGUGGACCGAUCACACCAACUAUCCAAAGGAAAAGGUCGUGACCUACACGCGACCAUACAUGAAACGACAGCAUUCUUCCAUGCAGCAGAAAUUGAAAACUGUCAUGGAAAAAUGUGAGAAGAUCACUCCGGAGAUGUACGAGUCCCGCCUUGAAAACCGGAAGGAUCAUUUGUACUUGCCUCACGUUGAUCGCGAGGGUAAGCCUCUAGGAGAUAUGGAGUACAUGGUGCCAUCGCCUCCCGAAAGGGAUAACAAUAAGACCCAGCUCACGCAAGCCGAUCUGGAGAAGUAUGUAAGGGCUUACGAAGACCCUACGAUCGAGAAGCUCUGCCAGUACAGCGACAACAUUAAAGGAUCUCUUUCGCAUUUAACGCAAGCCGAAUUAGAGCAAUACACCCGCAACUACGAAGACACAUUAAAUCAUCAACAUCAGAAGCAACCGUCUUACGCGCAAUCCGAAGGUUAUCACAGCUACGUAUCGAGUACGGAUUCGAGCUCGACUCCGUUUUUGGACAGACUUCGUCGUGACAGCGAGGCGGCUACAAACAGAUCACAAUCGUCUUUUACCUGGGAAGAAAUUAACGAGCAAGACAACACUGCGACAAGAUGGGAAGGUAGAGAUAGUGUAGUAACAAACAGUUCCGGUAGCGCAUCAUCCAGUGAGACACUUAAGUGGCAUGGCUCGAUGAGCGACGUUUCUGUUGCGAGCAGCUCCUGCACGCAUCCAGCAAACUCCCCAAGCUCGUCCAUAUCGAGACAAUUAAUCGCACAUAGCGCUCGAGUGCAGACACCCCAGAAACACCACUCCGAAAGCGUCCUGUAUAUGGGAAGCGACUCCCAGAACGGCUGGAAGGAUCAAGAGAAACGCAACAAUAAUACUAAUAAACUGAAACUAUUCCCUAUCAAUACCUACACAGUUGAGCCGUCAGAAUUGCAACAUGAACAGAAUGAGAGGUUGACAUCCCUCACCUCGCAGCAGUCGCUUUCAGUAGCGGACAGAGUCAACGAAUUAGAAAAACAACGAAAAUACUCCUACCUAGACCCCGAUAAAAAGCAUCGAAUUCCCGAUCCAACUUUGAAAGCCAUACAGAAGCGAGCCUUACUGUCAUUUUACGAGCGCCACCACCCCAAGAACAACUGGCGUUCAGAGCCACAACUGGCCCGAUCUCAGCCCACUCUUGCCUCAGUCCCCCAACCCCCACCGCGCGUCAAGCUCCAGUCACCCUCUCGAAGAGCGUCCUCCGCGUCGGACUACGCCUCGGGCACAAACUCGCGACGAAGCAGUUUCUCGUCCCGAGAUUCCAGAACCGCGGAAACGAAGAUGGCACCCCGCCACCAACAUAGUAACUCGUGCGGUAGCCUGUCGUCCGAUCUGCUAGGCCCAGUCAUUGUCGGUCCGUCGAUUUCGGUCGACGAUUGGAUCCCCGAACGACCACCGGAACGUCCGCCGAAAAACCCCCAGCUACGCAGCACUUUCCCGGCCCUAUUCCAAACGCCUAGACUGCCCAGUCCGGAUUUACCACCGCCGUCGCCGCCUCCAACGCUGGAGGACGAGGUUAUCAACAACGACGAACCGCUACCGCCGCCACCUCCGGAAUUACGAUCGGCCGACUGGUCCGGCAACCGUCAGUUUGCCGAACCGCAAGUGGAGACGAAGAGCAAGGAGAGCCCCAAAACCGAGCAGCUGUUGAGGGGUUACGCUGAACGGUCGAGCGUGCGCUACCCCGCCGUGCAAAAGGUGCACCUGAACGGGAAUAUUGCCGUCAGUCAGAAGGUGACGAGCAGCUCAUUGCAGCAGUACAGAGCGGAGCCCUUAAGGCCGAUUCAGAAGGGCGAGGAUUUGAAGUUGCCGGGCGACGAGAGAAGCGGGCAGAGGGCGUCGAUUGCCGAAAGUUUCUGCCGGGAUGCGCCCCCUCCGCUUCAGCCUAGGCAGAUGAGGAUUAAUCAAAGCAUGAGGGCGCGAAUUCCGGAUAAACGCCGGAGCGGUUCUCCUACACGCGGCGAGAUGGGUUCCAGAUCUCUAACCUACACAUUAAGUCAUUCCAAGGCGUCUUAUUUGGCGUCGCGUCGGGAGCGGGAACGUAUAGUUCCCGAUUCCGACACGGGCGUUUACAAACGGACAAUGUCGCCCAACGGCCACGCCUUGAGCAACGAAGCUAUAACGGAUUCUCCCAAGGUAAUCUCGAGGGAUUCUAAAUGGCCCCUGAACAGAUCGGGGAAGGAGGUUAUGAAUAACAAUACCAAUUUGAUACGAAGAGUUUCGAUGAAUGAUAAGUGUAAUAAGGCGAAUACGAUUUUAUCCCUUCAUACCGAAAAGGACGAGUACAAGAAACCCCCCGUGGUCCUUCCCGAUGUUCUUCCAGUGAAAGAAAAAAUUCUUCCGUAUAGGUCCCAGUAUCCCUUCCGGCCACCUCAACUCGAAAACGGCAUGCAACAAAAGCACGGGUCGCCACCCAAGUAUGAAAGCCCGCCCGCCUCUCCUAGUAAAAGUCCCUCGCGUAAUUCACCUUUUACGCCCUUACGUAGCACCCUCCUGUCCUCCCCUCUCAAGCCCCUAGUACUCGAAGACUCAGUUAGAACAUCGCCUCUAAGUUCCUCUAUCAAACCGAUAUCGCCAAUCAGAUCUUCGCCAAUGAUCUCAACCGCUACUAACACACCGUCGCCAUCAUCCCCUCCCGCAUCACCUAAGGUGUACUUCACUUCCUACCCAUCACCUCCACAAUCACCCAACGACAAAGAAGAGCACCCCGCCGUCGUCGAAGGCCUACAAAUGAUACAACGAACUGAAGUGAUACUUAGGGUUAACGUGUGCACAACCGACGCAGCCUCCCAGACUGAAAAAGACGAACUACCCCCCACCCCUCUCCCUACCCGCAGGAAACUCCAAGAGGAGAUUGAAUGCGAGAAAUUAUCCCAAGAUCUAAUUAAGCAAUUACCCCCAACGGAUAGACUUAAGGAGAUUCUACUUCCAGGACCUGAUUACAAAAAACCUACGGAUUACGUUAGCGGCCUUUUCCGACCGGAAAUCACCUCGCGCCCGAGGCCGCUCAACUCGCCCUUCCGAAGUAGGACCUCCACGCCAAAUUCUAGCCCGCCUCCGCCGUCAAUCAGCGUCAGUCCUCUUAUGAAAACCAGGUGCGUAAAUUGUAAUCAGUGCGAAGGUAGAUGCUUAUGUGGUACUUUCAGUGAUCAAUCUAUAAUUGAGCCCUCGAGCCCGUUGUCGCCAACGUCCACCUAUUUCACCACGUCUGAACCGAAAGCAAAAUUUUUAACCCGAUAUAGUCAAGAAUUUAGCAAUGUAAAAGAUACCAAAGAUCUAAAUUUAAAAAAGGAGGAGUUGGUCAAUCGGUUGGAUCGUAAGUUGGAAGUCCUCCGCGGUGAGCAGGUGGUUGUCUUCGAGGAGUGCAGGCUUAAUGACGAACUGGGCGAAAACGUCGACGUCCACAUGAAUAAGCUGGCGAGGCCGCAUGAGUACUCGAAGUUUUGUCUGCACGUCGAAGAGGUCGGCAAGAUUACAAGUUUGCUAUUAGGCUUAUGUGGGAGGUUAGCGCGUGCCGAGAAUGCCCUGAUGAGUAUGGACGAAAAUCAUGCGGAACGGAGAAUAUUGGAGGCGAAAAGGGAUAAACUGAAGGAUCAACUGGAGGAGGCGAAAAAGUUGAAGGAGAGCAUCGAUCGUCGAAGCGUGAACGUCUCCAACAUUCUUUGUAAAUACAUGAAUUCGGACGAGUACGCCGACUACGACCACUUCAUCAACAUGAAAGCGAAACUUAUAAUGGACGCGCGAGAAAUUGCGGACAAAAUCAAGCUGGGCGAAGAGCAGCUUCUCGCGCUGAAAGAGACCCUAAUGACAACAGACUGAAUUUUAUUGUAUAAAUCGUUCGAGUUUUAUCAAACGAGACUAGUCCGUUGUAUGUGCUUUCUUAGAUCUUCCUCCUGGAAAUUCUGGGACAUUCUGUAGAAUAAUUUUUUUCUUAUACAAUUACUGUAAGUUAUUUUAGAUUUUGGUACUUAAAAUUCGGGUGGUUUGAUACAUGUUUGUCGAACGUCGAGGGUGGCUUUUGGCAAACAUUUAUGAAGCAUCCGAAGUGUAGGGUAUACCUCGCAAUAUCUACUCGUAACAGCUUCUUACUUGUAGAUUUUUUGGCUGCUUUAAAGUCAGAUUGGUAGUCUCUUACCGUUUCACGAAACGAAUAAGAUGACUUGAUCAAAAUAAGCAGACAGGCUGUUAUUUUUUGUGCAUUUCAUUUUUAGUUAAAUGUAUUUAUAUUUAGGUAAGCGUGAACAUCUUCCUAAGAAGUAUUUAAUGAAUUUAGUUUAGUCUACAAAUCCAAAUUUUUUUUACAUUCGUGUUUUGGAGAUUUGUUCGUUGCUGGAGUAGACGUUUGUGUAUAUAUCGAUUAUGUUUAAAAUCGAAUAGAAUGGUGCUCUGGAAAAUUAUUUUUAA